Sarcophilus harrisii (Tasmanian devil) is the source of this 5663-nucleotide messenger RNA. It is a transcript of the gene STARD8, whose product is annotated as StAR related lipid transfer domain containing 8. The transcript is spliced from 15 exons. The coding region runs from base 609 to 3674 and encodes 1021 amino acids. The record is from RefSeq and is a predicted model, not a curated record. Gene Ontology annotation, molecular function: lipid binding; GTPase activator activity. Gene Ontology annotation, biological process: regulation of Rho protein signal transduction; actin cytoskeleton organization; signal transduction. NCBI's taxonomy places the organism in Eukaryota, Metazoa, Chordata, Mammalia, Dasyuromorphia, Dasyuridae.
GGGCUGGGCCGAGUGGGAGGUCAUAGGCCCCUCAGCCCCCGGGCCAUGUGGAUUAGAAAGUGACGUGGACACCAUGGGACCUUAGAGACCACGUAAUCCAAUGGGAGUCAGUGUGAGGCAGUGAAGAUUGUGCCGGGUUUGGAGCCAGAGGACAGAUCCUUCUUAUCCACUGGCCUCGGAGCAGUCAUUCAACCUCUGUGGGCCUCAGUUUCCCCCUCUGUAAAAUGAGGGGCUUGGACGUGACCCCCAGGGUCCCUUCCAGGUCUGACCUCCUCAUCUUACAUGGGAGUUACCUCAUCCAAGGUCACUGAGUGAGUGAGAAGAGCAGGAGAAAGCAAAGGAGGCCAUUUUGCCCGAGCAUGGGAUGGCACCCGAGAGUGUUUCCUUUUUCUUCUCUGGAACCGUGACCUUGCAUGGGCACUUGGUGUGUUUCAGGGAAACCGAGUGACUGAGGUGGGGUGGGAGCUCUGGCAGGUGGGUUAUUUCUGGAGGAGGGAACGACGACGAGUUUGAUUCUUCUGCUAUUGCUUGUGACGUCGGGAAGUCGCUCGAGUUUGCUGAGGAAGAAGUGACGUGGCCAGGGCCAACCUUUGGUAGCCGGCUGGAAAAUGGACCCAAGUGGACACAGACUUGACUUCCACAGCCCGAUUAAGAGGCAUUUGCAGUACUUCCAGGAAAUUGAGGCUAAGAAAGCUUGUGACUGGCUGCGAGCAGCGGGGUUUCCCCAGUAUGCCCAGCUCUAUGAAGAUUCCCUCUUCCCUCUGGAUAUCACCUCUGUGAAGAAGGACCAUGGCUUUUUGGACCAGGAUUCCCUGCGUGCCCUCUGCCGGAGACUGAUGACCCUCAACGCCUGCGCCUCGAUGAAACUGGAGGUUCGCAGUCAGCACAAAGCGAAUGAAGACCCAGAGGAGGAAGACUUGUGUGCCAUCAGCAACAAUUGGACUUUCCAGCGGGAUAGUCGGCGCUGGUCCCGCCUGGGCUCUCCAGACCUGGUGGUCUCCCCCGGAGCGGGCCUGUGGGCGGCUUCCAGCCACGAGAGCAUCCUCACCAACGUCAGCGCCGCAUCCCAGACCAGCCAACCCGGCGAUAUGGCUCGGGACACGCUGGCUGUCGUGGUGGCACCCCCGCCAGAGCCCCCAGAUCAGGCUGGGGCCCAGCUCGAGUCGCCAACGUGGGUCCCCAGUCCCAGCUCCCUCCUCGGUCUGCCCCAGGAGGCGGACGGCGCCUCAGACAAGCCGAGGAAACGCCGUACCCGAAGCUUUCUCCGGCACCUGGACUCUCUGCGGAGGAGGGAGAAGCCAGGAAGCCCCGAGGCCAGGCCGGGCCUGGGGGAGCCAAACGCUGCCGCCAAGGCCGCCGCCCCCGACAAGGUCGGGAAGGCUUUCUCCUUCCACGGCCGCCGGAGCUUUCUCUCGGCCGGCUUCUAUUCCUCCAAGAGCCAGGAUCCAGAUGCAGAGACCGAGGGGGCUGGGGCUCGGGGCUCGGGGCCCGUACCAGAGUCAAAGUGGCAGCAGCAGCAGCAUGGACACUGGCAGGCCUGCUUGGUGCACGUGCCGGGGGACCACAAGCCGGGUACCUUCCCCCGAUCUCUGUCCAUCGAGAGCCUGUGCCCCAAGGAAGGGCGCCGCCUAGUGGACUGGCAGAAGCCGGGGAGCUGGGGCCCAGAGAAACGGCGGGGCUCGUGCAGCUCCAUGGACAGCCGCCUCAGCGUCUACGACAACAUACCCGAGAUGGCGGGCAGGGGGGAGGAGCCGAGGGACUUGGAGCCCGAGGCCAACUGUGCCCAGCUGGACGACAUCCUCCAGGACAUGUGGGGCCUACAGAAACAUGUGGAGCUCUGGUCCCAGGCCGUGUGCCCGGAGAUGGGGCCGCCUCGGCAGGAAGAGGAGGAUGAAGAAGAAGAGGAGGACACAGAUUCAGUUGGAGAGCAGGCUUUCCCCUUUAGCCUGCACCUGGAAGAGGAGCACUCCAUGUCUGACGUGGGCACGUCUGCCAGUGACUUCGACAGUACCGGAAACUCCCUGAACGAAACUGAGGAGACCGAGAUCCGAGAGCGCCGGGACUCCGGCGUGGGAGCUUCGCUUACCAGGCCCUGCAGGAAGCUCCGCUGGCACAGCUUCCAGAACUCCCACCGGCCCAGCCUCAACUCGGCUUCCCUCGAGCUCAACCGCCAGUCCGUGGCUCAGCUCAACCUGCUCCACAAGGGGUCCCUUCUGCGGCUCACGGCCUUAAUGGAGAAAUACUCCGUGCCCCACAAGCAGACCUGGGCCUGGUCAGUCCCCAAGUUCAUGAAAAGGAGCAAGACUCCCAGCUACCAGGGCAAGAGUGUCUUUGGCGUGCCCCUCCUGAUCCAUAUGCAGAGGACCGGCCAGCCUCUGCCUCAGAGCAUUCAGCAGGCCAUGCGCUAUCUCCGGAGCCAGUGCUUGGACCAGGUGGGCAUUUUCCGCAAGUCUGGGGUGAAGUCCCGGAUCCAGACCCUGAGGCAGAUGAAUGAGGCCUCCCCGGAGCACGUGGUCUAUGAAGGCCAAUCGGCCUAUGACGUGGCGGACCUGCUGAAGCAGUACUUCCGAGACCUACCGGAGCCCAUCUUCACCAGCAAGCUGACCACCACCUUCUUGCGCCUGUACCAGUCAGUUGUCCCAAAGGACCAGCAACUGUUGGCUGCCCAGGCAGCUGUGGUUCUGCUGCCUGAUGAGAACCGGGAGGUGCUGCAGACCUUGCUUUACUUCCUGAGUGACAUCGCUGCCGCCCAAGAAAACCAGAUGACUGCCGGCAACCUGGCCGUGUGCCUGGCGCCCUCCAUCUUUCACCUCAACAUCUCGAAGGACAGCACUUCUCCCAGAGUUAUUCCCAGACGUGGCCAGUCGGGCAAGCCGGCCCCAAGAGACCUGAGCGAGAACAUGGCUGCCACCCAGGGCCUGUCCCACAUGAUCACUGAUUGCAAGAAGCUCUUUCAGGUGCCCCAAGAUAUGAUGCUGCAGCUGUGCAACUCCUACGUGGUGACCAAGCCUAACUCCCCUCCCCUGGCUCUGGCUGAGCUCCGGGACAAGCCUGGGGACUACCUGGAGGGGAGCGUGCAGAGCCUGCUGCAGGAGGCUGCCGAGCGAUUCAAGGGCUGGCUCAACAUGCCCGGACCCCAGCACACGGAGCUGGCCAGUAAGAAGGUCCGGGAUGGCCACCCCCUGCGCCUGUGGAAAGUGACCACGGAGGUGGCAGCUCCGCCGGUGGCGGUCCUGCAUCGAGUGCUGCGGGAAAGGGCCAUGUGGGACGAGGACCUGCUGCGGGCUCACGUGCUGGAGUCCCUGGGCCCCGGGGUGGACGUCUACCACUACGUCACAGACAGCAUGGCCCCUCAGCCCUCCCGAGACUUCGUGGUGCUCCGGAUGUGGCGCUCAGACCUACCACGAGGGGGCUGUCUGCUUGUUUCUCAGUCUUUGGAGCCUGAGGAGCCAAUUCCAGAGUCUGGGGUCCGAGCCAUGCUGCUCACUUCUCAGUACCUCAUCGAACCCUACGGCCCGGGGCACUCCCGCCUAAUCCACAUUUGCAGGGCCGACCUCCGGGGCCAUUCUCCUGACUGGUAUAACAAGGUGUUUGGGCAUCUGUGUGCCAUGGAAGUGGCGAGGAUCCGAGAUUCCUUCGCCACCAUGCGGCCCAUCCCUGAGACAAAGCUGUGAACAGGUGGGGCCAGGUGGGGCCCAGGGAUGCUCUCAUUUGGGUCUUCCCAGCAUAGCUAGCUGAAGAGAGCAAACAAACAUGGCCCCUGAACUGGGCCUGCCGAGGGCCUCGCCACCCAGCGGGGCCUAUGUGGCCCCCUUUCCUUUCCCUUACCCCUGCCCCCGCCCCCACCCCCUGACUGCCUCAUUUUGAGGUAUAGAAAAUGGAUGGGCUGGAACAACUCCUAUUUACCAGCCAGAAAACCCCAAGCCCCAGUGAAGGAGCCCCUUCCCCUCCCAGAGAGAGAGAGAGAGAGAGAGAGAGAGAGAGAGAGAGAGAAACAGAGUGAGAGAGAAACAGAGUGAGAGAGAAAGAGAGAGAAGGAGAGAGAGAGGAGAGAGUGAGAGAGAGAGAGACAGAGACAGAGACAGAGAAACAGAGAGAAAGGGAGAGAGCUUGCAGGGAGAGUAAGUGGGCAGGCCUGCUUUGACUGGGCUAGACUGGAUCUGAACCAGUGUAAUGCUGGCUUCCAAGAGACCCCCAAAUGAGAGCCCCAGACUGGGAAGGGUUGGGGAUAUCUCUCUGUGGCCCCCAAGAGACCAGCACCUCCCCUCUAUGUGGAGGUUUCUCCCCGCAGUGAGCCCUUAUCACCAGGGCCUGGGCAAAAGGAGACCGAGUGGGGUGUCGGGGUGUCUCCUAGUGCGGAGCCAGUCUAUCGGAAAGCAUGGCAGAGGGCGCUUUGUCCGGUGCUUGCCCGAUAUCCCUGACAAGGCCUCCGACCCCUGCUCGAGGGCUCCCCUCUCCCCUAGGCCCGUGAGGCUGCCCAUCGACUUCCCUCGGCACAGUGCCGCUCAGUGGGAAGGUUUUCCUUGAUAUCAAGCUCAAAUUGCGGGGCAGCGUGGCAGGUAGGAAGUUGGGCUUUGGCACCAGGAAAGCCUCAGUUCCGGUCCCGCAUCUAAUCUGUCCUGACUUUGUGACCCUGGGCAAGUCCUUGACCUCUCACUGAGACUGGUGAGAAUCUGCCCUGGUGGAGAGACUUCUCAACUGGAGGGACCUUCCCCUCUCCCAGUGACAUCCCAGAUCCAACCGCCUGGCCACCAGGCUGUUGAUUUCCUCCUAGAUGCAGUCUACGUUAAUCACCACCGGGUGACGGCGGUGCCGGGGCUGCGGCCCUGAUGGUAUCAGCCGGCGGUCCAUUCCGCUGGCUGGCGGCCCAUUCCGCUCGCCGCCCCAGUGGCUGCUAGAAGAUGACGGCCGGCUUUACGUGCCGUGGCAAAAGCGGGAGGCGAAUUAGACCUCCCCGUGGCCCGGCCUCCGGCCUGCCCGGGCCCCCGUUUCGGCCGACCGUGGCGGUCCGGCGUUGCCCGAGCCCCGGGCGGUAGUGUGAUCAUGCAGGUAGCCUGACAAACCAGCUUAGCCAGCAUUGCUUAAGUGCUUUCUGUAUACGAGACACCGACUGUGCUAAUCAGCCGGGACUUCAUCCCCGAGCGCCGUAGUGAUAGAAAGGACCUUAGGGAUCGGCCUGGUGGGCGAAGGAGGCGGCCUCUCCUAAGGUCAGAAAUAGCUAGUCAGGGGCAGAGCUGGGGCUUGAACUCGGGUCUCCCAAGUGUCCGGCUAGUGCUCUCUUGCCUUUCUUCUGAUAGCCGUAACCACUCUUGUCUAUCUCUGGCAUUUCAAAUCCCACGCCUUUUUUGUAGAAGUAAUUAUUGGGACAGGGUGGGGGGGAGCGGGGAGCGGGGAGGGGGGAGGGGGCAUAGCUGUUAAUCUAAUUAAUUACAGUUUUUAAGCCUGUCUCUUUUGUACCUAUAAAUACUGUACAGUCGGGAUAUAUAUUAAUAUAUACAUAUGUAUAUGCAUAUCUUUAUACAUAUAUACACAUAUAUAUUGUGUAUAUAUCUCACGAUAUGUAUUUGUGGUCUUGGGGGGGCAGUGGUGUGAGGUGCUUAAGACAGGCAGGUAUGGGAGAGCAAAGACCCUUCACCCGGCAAAUAAAGUACUCAUGAGCGUUA